Tupaia belangeri chinensis (Chinese tree shrew) is the source of this 1598-nucleotide messenger RNA. It is a transcript of the gene PRKRA, whose product is annotated as protein activator of interferon induced protein kinase EIF2AK2. The record is from RefSeq and is a predicted model, not a curated record. NCBI's taxonomy places the organism in Eukaryota, Metazoa, Chordata, Mammalia, Scandentia, Tupaiidae. Gene Ontology annotation, cellular component: RISC complex; RISC-loading complex; cytoplasm. Gene Ontology annotation, molecular function: siRNA binding; double-stranded RNA binding. The transcript is spliced from 8 exons. Gene Ontology annotation, biological process: regulation of regulatory ncRNA processing; siRNA processing.
GUAGAAGGAACGCAAUCAGGGUAGAGAGGGGGGAAUUGGAGGAGGCUGUGGCGCUGGAGUGCUCCUCACCGGGACCCGCCGACCCGGGGAGCAAGGACGUCGCUCUACACCGUUAUUCCUCCCGCCUCCAAGCCGCCCCUUCUCGUCAUGUCUCAGAGUAGGCAUCGCGCCGAGGCCCCGCCGCUGGAGCGCGAGGACAGCGGGACCUUCAGUCUGGGGAAGAUGAUAACAGCUAAGCCAGGGAAAACACCAAUUCAGGUAUUGCACGAAUAUGGCAUGAAGACCAAGAACAUCCCAGUUUACGAAUGCGAAAGGUCCGAUGUGCAAGUACAGGUGCCCACUUUCACCUUCAGAGUAACCGUUGGUGAUGUAACCUGCACAGGUGAAGGCACGAGUAAGAAGCUGGCGAAACAUAGAGCUGCAGAGGCUGCCAUAAACAUUUUGAAAGCAAAUGCAAGUAUUUGUUUUGCAGUUCCUGAUCCCUCAAUGCCUGACCCUUCCAAGCAACCAAAGAACCAGCUUAAUCCUAUUGGUUCAUUACAGGAACUGGCUAUUCAUCAUGGCUGGAGACUUCCUGAAUAAUCCCAGGAGGGAGGACCUGCUCAUAAGAGAGAAUAUACCACAAUCUGCAGGCUGGAGUCCUUUGUGGAAACUGGAAAAGGGGCAUCCAAAAAACAAGCCAAGAGAAAUGCUGCUGAGAAAUUUCUUGCCAAAUUUAGUAAUUUAUCUCCAGAGAACCACAUUUCUUUAACAAAUGUAGUAGGGCAUUCUUUAGGAUGUACUUGGCAUUCCUUGAGGAAUUCUUCUGGUGAAAAGAUCAACUUACUGAAAAGAAGCCUCCUUAGUAUUCCAAAUACAGAUUAUAUCCAGCUGCUUAGUGAAAUUGCCAAGGAGCAAGGUUUUAAUAUAACAUAUUUGGAUAUAGAAGAAUUGAGUGCCAACGGACAGUAUCAAUGUCUUGCUGAACUGUCAACCAGUCCCAUCACAGUCUGUCAUGGCUCGGGUAUCUCCUGUGGCAAUGCACAAAGCGAUGCAGCUCACAAUGCUUUGCAGUAUUUAAAGAUCAUAGCCGAAAGAAAGUAAACGUGGAGCAACUUAGAAAGUCCUUCAGUAGCACUUAAGAAGUUUCCGUCUAGCCCCUUUCCAAGUAAAACAUUCAUAGUAAUGUUUGAGUUUGUGUGUUGUUUCUAAAUCUCUCACAGUUUCCAUCAACACUCCAGAUUUAAUUAUCUCAUGGUAGUUGUUAUUAAGCUCUUUUUAAUGGCUUCAACUUUGUAUUGGUAUAUUGUAUUUAUAAACUUUGUACCACAGGAUGGACAGUAACACCCAUUUUACAGCACUGUACACAUGAGGGAAGGAACUGCAUGUUUGUUGAUGACGAUGAUGAAAUAAAACAGCUAGCAACAGUCUUUCUUACUGGUGCUUAAACUCUUCUUUGAGUAAGGAUUUAUAAAAGGAAUUCAAAAGAAGCCCUUUAGAAUUAGUGUUGAGAGACAGUACUAGCAGGCUUUUCUUGAUGUGAUUUUUGAAUUUCAGGGAACAUGACUGGUCUGCAGUGUAUUUGGAUCCAUGUAAUAAAGAGCUGUUGUUAUAAUGGA